GUGGAGACGCGGGCCGAGCAGCUCAGUCCGCAUCGGAACAGGCCUCCGUGGCGCUAACCCUCGCCUUGACCCUCGACCCAUCCCGCCCAGGCGGGCGAGCGCUGGUUACCCAGGCCCAGGCCGCCUCGCGCGGCUCGGUGUCAAACCGCCCAUAGUAAUUCUGACAGUUGAAUCAUUUCAAGUGGAAAACUUUAAAGAAGUGGUACCCUGUGGUUCCAGCCUUGCGAUUGGGUUCCUUGGUCUAAGCCAAGUCAGAACUAGGAAACUGGUAGUUUCUGGAUAACUAGUGGCCUUAGAUUCCAGGCAGUUCUUGAAAUCAUGAAUCCCGUUUAUAGCCCUGGAUCUUCUGGGGUUCCCUAUGCAAAUGCCAAAGGAAUUGGUUAUCCAGCUGGUUUCCCCAUGGGCUAUGCAGCCGCAGCUCCUGCCUAUUCUCCUAACAUGUACCCUGGAGCGAAUCCUACCUUCCAAACAGGGGAAAUAUCUGGAGGUGGAGUUGCUGGGUGCUGUGGUUACACUCCUGGCACACCUUACAAAGUGUCCUGUUCCCCCACCAGCGGGGCCGUGCCGCCAUACUCUUCUUCCCCCAACCCCUACCAGACUGCCGUGUACCCCGUGCGAAGUGCCUAUCCCCAGCAGAGCCCUUACGCACAGCAAGGCACGUACUAUACACAGCCACUGUAUGCAGCACCUCCUCACGUCAUCCAUCACACCACGGUGGUGCAGCCCAAUGGCAUGCCGGCAACAGUGUACCCUGCUCCCAUCCCUCCUCCUAGAGGCAAUGGGGUCACCAUGGGCAUGGUUGCUGGGACCACGAUGGCCAUGUCAGCAGGUACCCUUCUGACUGCCCAUUCCCCAACUCCUGUUGCCCCUCACCCAGUCACUGUGCCCACGUAUCGGGCUCCAGGAACACCCACCUACAGCUAUGUGCCCCCUCAGUGGUGAUCACCCUGCAAAUAAAUGUUUGCGGAUGGAGCUGUGCAGUCACAUCAUUGAGGUUCCACAGCUGGUGCUGCAGGCCUUGUGCCUCCAACCAGGACUUUCUUCUUAAUGCUCUCACACUUAGCUAAAUACGACUGUCCCGGCCCAGCAGGUCCCAGUGCCGUUAGUCUCCAGCUAACUCCGUGGGUUGGUCUUAAAGCAAAUCCUGUUUUGUGGACUUGCCUGGCAAUUUUUUAGCUAACUGUAAUGAUAAAAAGGGAGUAUUAAUCUAUUCUGAAUCAUAUCUAGUUGAAUGCAUGUUUAAAAAAACAAACACAAAAACAAAGCUUGCUCAAUCUACCUGCAGUGACUGAUGCAAAACCAUCUUAUGCAAAACCCAAAGGAAUGGAAACAUAUUUUACAACUGUUUCACUAAUGCACUGUUGUAUACAAAGUCUUAAAGUUAUAAGUGUUAAAGUGAAUAUGUUCAUAGAGCAUACCUGAAAUACCUUAGAUGAUUCUUCAACCUUUUGGGGUUGAUGUAGGUUGCCACUUCUGGAUCUGGACUUUAGUUUUCAGCGAUCUGUUUCUUUGGCACUGACUGCAUGGGAGGGAGCUGCAGGGAUGGGGAGAGAGUGGGUGGGCCACUGUGAUUUGGGAUCAGCCAAUUAGUGGGCAUCCCUUUCUUUCUGUGUAGGCUUGGCAGGGUCCAGGGAAAGGGGACAUGCUUAAAGACCAUCAUGGAAGAUUAGAGUUGUGUGGUCAGUAUAGUUAGGGGCAAAGGGGUUUUCUACAUAUCAGCAAAACAAUUUUCCUUGCCAUCUAAAUUUCCAUUACACUGUCUGUUCUCUUACAGAGAAGGAAGAUUUUUUGUAUAUCUUUAUUGAAAAAGUCCUGAGUAGAACUAAAUUGUCUUCCUAGGAUGGAAGAUAUGUGAAACACUUGGAUGAGGUAUUGCCUUCUGGUUUAUUUAGCUUAGAAAAUCAUUCCAGUCGCCCCCUUCCCCAGAAAUGUUUGAAGUCAGUUGAAAACUUACAGGCAUUGGUCCCCACACCCUGCUCCCAAGGAAUGGCAAAGACUUCAGCUGUAUGUUAUAGAGAAAGUUGUAUAUUUAAGAAUGAUUUAAAGGGAACAAAACUUUAUUUAAAAUUCCUCAUGUUUCUUGUAGAGAGGCAAGGCUGUGGGUAUGUCUGAUAAUGUAGAAUCAUGUAGCUUGUCUUGGAGUAGUCCACCUGAUUGUGACCAGCCGGAGGAGAUUUAUAGGGUUGGUGUCCGUGGUCUGUGAGCCUCUUCUGCCAUCUCAUCUCUUCUUUGAGCUAAAGGCACUCAGCACCAAGUGAGUGUGGAUGGCAGAAAGGGCCUGGUAGCAGUGGAAUGAUUUGCCUGCCAGGAUCUAUUAUGGGAAGAUUUUUAGUUUAAAAUCUGAAUAUUGUACAUAAGAAAUCAUGAGGACUCUCCCCCCCCCCCAUGCCCAACUUCCAUCAAUAGGAGUGCAUGUCUGUUUUCAGUGAGGGUCAGAAGGGUGGAGGUAUGAAGACUUGUUCUUUUUCAGGGGUCUGUCAGGCAGAGAUGGAAGUUCAUUCUUUUCCCACCCCAUCCUUGUUUGGAAUGCUGUGGACUUUGAUUGAGAGAGGAUUCUGUGCUGCUUCUCAGGCAGCUAGGUCAGGGCUCUGGCACUCUGGUGGAGGUCACUGUUAGCGGUCAGCCUGGCUGGUAGGUGGAAUACCUGACCACUGAGCCUUUGGUAAUCUUAUUUUUUAUAGUGAGUACUCUUCAUUUUCUUUUUCCACAUUUAUUUUGUAAGAAGUUUAGGAAUAUUUUUGCAUGGAUCAUUGUAAACAGAAGAUUCCUUAUUCCUAAUGUCUAUUAACAUAGAAUGUUUACUGAUAAGUACUUUAAAUCGCUUUGUGAGCACUUAA
Messenger RNA from Ictidomys tridecemlineatus (thirteen-lined ground squirrel), 2837 nucleotides. It is a transcript of the gene Fam168b, whose product is annotated as family with sequence similarity 168 member B. Lineage: Eukaryota; Metazoa; Chordata; Mammalia; Rodentia; Sciuridae. The record is from RefSeq and is a predicted model, not a curated record.